UUACAACUAAGCUUAGGGCACUUUAAAAGACUCUAAGGGAAUUUUAAGGUGUGUGUGAUGUACAUAGCCUCCAACUGGAGAGUCAGAUGACUUCUGAAAUCUGAAACAGGAAGCACAAAAGUCAGACACUGAUAUUUCUUUGCAUAAUCUGAACCAUUAUGAAAGGUAAAAUGGUAUUGAAAGUAGGGAAUGCCAUGAAAAAUCACAAGUACAACUGUACAGUCUAUAGUAGUAAACCACUUUAUUUGACUUUAUUUGACUUAAUUUUAACAUUCAAAUCAUGGAGGCUAUAUUUCAGUGAAUAUACUAUCUUGCAUGUUCUUGGUGAUUUGGCUUUGAAUAUGUUGCACCACUGCUGGUGGGUUCUCAACAGACAUUUUACGAUUUUUCAUCACCACCUUUAAGAAGUUCAACUUUCAUGGGACCAGGACCUUCUGAAACCUGUUAAAAAAGAAUCCCUGAUGUUGGGCGGCUAGUGAGUUUCUCAUUUCUAGCUCACUCAGCAAGAUGCAAAAGAUUAGAUCUCAUUUUGGAAAUUUGGAAAAUGUGUUUGUUCCCACGUCUUCCACUUGAGCGGCACUCAGGUUCUAUCUCCUGGACUUUUUAAAAAUAGCAAACCAAAUACACAUUCAUGCAGCUGUCGUGAUGUACCAUUUGUCUACAUGCAUAGACAUAGCUUAUUUUUGACAUUGUAGGGACAUUUGGCUGGUCCUCAUGAGGAAACAAGAACUGCAGCUUUUAUUAUAAAGCUAGAAGAGUCAAAAGGUUUCUUUUUGGUUACUGAAGUUAGGGUUAAUGUUUUUGUUACUGGUUGUGGCUAUAAAACUCAUUGUUGUUGUCUUUAUGCUAAGGCUGAACUGCCACCACUUACACUGGCACUAUUUUAUUUAUAAAUCAGUAUGUGGCCUAUUACCUACUUAUUUGUCAUCCAUCAUGUCUGUAAAAAGGCGAACAUUACAUAUCUUCGAUCAAAGGACAUUAUUCAGCUUCUUGUUCCCUGUGUUAGGUCUGAGCUAUGGAAACAAAGGUGGAACAACUUACAGGAACACUUUACACUUACUGUGCUCCCUUCAUUGCUUGAAUUUAUGGCACUUGUAAAUAACUUUGAGUAUAGCCAUAUUGGAAGUUGUUUCUGCGAUAUUUGAUUGUAUAUUAUGUUUUUGUUUUUUUUUUCUGUUCGAUUUAUUUAUUUACUUAUUUUCACUUAUUUUAGCCAGGAGUUUUUCUUAAAGUGUUAUCUGUUGUCGUGUCUUUAAUUGUUGUGUUUUUUGGGGUUUUUUUUGCUGCCUUCUUAGCCAGGUCAUUCUUGAAAAAAAAAAAAAAAAGAUUUUAUCUCAAUGAGUUUUUAAUCCUGGUUAAAUAAAGGUUACAAACAAACAAUUAUAAAUAUAUAGAAUACAUUAGUCAAGACAAUUUUAUAAUCUUGUUAAAAAAAAUUUUAAAAAAAAUAGCCAAAAGCAUACAGUGUGUAAUUUUUCCUACCUGAAGAUUUUUAUGGUCAACUUCCUGUUUGAUGCUGACCCCACCCACUUAUAUGAUGUCACACAAAUUAAGUCGUGUUAUUGCUAUGACAUUUUCAGUUCCACAAGUUUUGACUUUGGCUUAAAAGGCCAGAGAAUAAAUGCUAAGUUAAACGGUGUCAGUUUGUCUGGUCCCAGUGUAUCUGAAUUCCUCCUGUCUGCAUUAAUAAUUAUGUCAGUGGAAGGUCCUCAUAAGGCUAGGUCCUCAUAAGGCUAGGUCCCCGUAAGGAUAAUAUUACUAACAUGUGUUUGUGUGCGUGUGUUUGGGUGACAGAAUGAUAAAUGAGUGUAGUUACACGGUAUGUAUACCUAAUAAAGUGGCGCAUGAAUGUAUUUUUAAAGAUUAAAAAAGUAUUUUUGUAAGAUUUCUAACGGUUUUGUUGGUUUCACAGUAAGCUAGCCCGGCUGACAGAGUGGAUCCCGGCGCUAACCGGUUUGUUUAUCCGGCGGUCUGAUCAGUGGGCGGUUAUUUCUCUUUGGCCCCGCCCACUCGAGCCUAAUAUAGUCCUGAAAACGGAGUUAAAGCCUCGAGCGCCACUCGGACUUUUAAAGCGUGUUACAUAACGCGCUUUCCAAGUCCUCUCGGAGUGACUACACACACACACACACACACCAGCCGCGUAACUACAACUCUACCCGACAUCUCUGUAAACUUUCAUCCCACUCCAGAGGCUCGCACUUCCGGCAUUUUAACCUCCCGCAGGUGCCGCGCGCUAUGAGCAGUGACGUGUGUUGUUUUGCCGAAGCCCGGCGCGUGGCGAUUUUCGGCGGCACGCACGGGAACGAGAUGUCCGGCAUCAUGCUCGUGUCCAUGUGGACCAAAAACGACAGCGAGAUCCGGAGGAGCAGAGUGCACACCAAGCCCUUCAUGUGCAACCCGAGAGCCGUGGAGAAGUGCGCCAGGUACAUCGAUACGGAUUUGAAUCGAGCCUUCACAGCGGAAAACCUGAGCACGCCAGGUGGAGACGAGCUGCCAUAUGAAGUUCGGAGAGCCAAGGAAAUCAAUCAGAUAUUUGGACCUAAAGGAAGUCCAGAUGCCUACGAUGUCAUCUUUGACCUCCAUAACACCACAUCCAACAUGGGCUCCACGUUCAUCCUGGAGAGCUCGACUGACCACUUCAACCUUCAGAUGGUGCAUUACAUCAAAAAAUCCAUGGCUCCGGAGAGCUGCAUGGUGCUGCUGAACGAACACCCUCAACUCAAAUAUGCAACCACCCGCUCAGUGGCCAAGCAUGCUGUCGGUCUUGAAGUGGGUCCCCAGCCUCAAGGAGUAUUGCGAAGCAAUAUCUUCGAGUCCAUGCGGAUGAUAGUGAAGCACGCUCUAGACUUCAUUGAGAUGUUUAAUAGUGGCGUGGAGUUUCCAGCGUGCCGUGUGGAAGUGUUCAGGGUGCAUGAGAGAGUGGAUUACCCAAGAGACACAAACGGCAACAUCGGUGCUAUGGUACAUCCUCACUUACAGGAUUGUGAUUGGGAGCCCCUGAACCCUGGUGACCCAAUGUUCCAAACAUUUGAUGGGAGGACCAUUGUGUACGAGGGAGCCGGUCCAGUUUACCCGACGUUUAUUAACGAAGCUGCCUACUACGAGAAGCACCAGGCCUUUGUCACCACUUUCAGGGAAACACUCGCUGUUAAUUCCAUUCGAAAAAAUACCAAAUAACCAUCAUGAUAACCAGCACCAUAAAAAAAGCUGAUCUCUAACUGACAGAGAACUACAACUACUCUCAUAUUUUUUUUUACAGUUUUUACAGAAAUGUUUCACUUAUAAUCAUUCAAAUAAUUCAAACUAAGUCAGGUUAAUGAUCUAUUUACAAUUUCAGAGAAAAUCGUUGAAUAUUUUUAUAUUAGUUUUAAGGUUUGUAAUACCUAACCUUUUUUUUAAAAACAAUAUUUUAUGGUGCAGUUUAUAUUUAUAAAAUUCUAAAUCGUCACAUUUUAAAUCACAUGCAUUUGUAUUUAUACUUAUAUUCCUAGUCAAUUUUUAUACUUUACCAAACAGAACAUGUGGAAUAUAUAAAGCUAUAAAAAUUGACUUGCUGUGUCUUAGCUUGGUAAAAAAAAAAGUGGAUUUAGAUAGUUCCUAGAUUCUAGUACAUAUUUCAACAUGAAAUUUCAACACUUUCAUUGACUUCCUCUAAAGACUCAGAAGUGUGAAUCGCCUACAUAAGGAAUAAAACACAAUAAGACAAGCUGUUAUAGGAAAAUUGUCAGUUAUUACAAUUUAAUUUAUUAUGAACAGCUUGUCUCAUUUAACUGUUUAUAGUUAUCUUGUGCAAUAUCCACGAGAAAAGUUAGUUAUGUUACGACAGCUAUCAGCGAUCUUGUUUUUUUCUCUCUUGAAGUUAAUAAGACAAAAAAAACCUAUCUUAUCGUGCUACAGAGAAACCGUCUUGAAGAUGUUUGUCAAAGCGAUUUUUCUUAGCUUGCUAACUAGCUAGCAGAAUGAAGUAACAAAGUCAAGUAUUUUAUUGCUCCUGUUUAAGUUUAUUAACAGCUUUAUUGGACAUUUUAGCUUUUUUUGCGAAGGAAACUGUAAAUUCUACCAAAGUCUACAGUCAGGUCACUUGAUCAUUUGACCACAAGUCGAUUUUUGUUUGCCGUCAGCCAUUGUUAAGCAUCUGUGGUGGAUUGUUGUUCAUGGUUUUGUGGUGUUUUUACCUGGAGAAAGAAUUCUCCGUUUGGCUGUUUAGGGUGAUUCCAUGAUUACGUUGCCAUUUAGUCUUGUAAAUCUUAAAAACUGAAUUUUUUUAAGAAACAUUUUUCAACACUGAAUCUAAGAAAAUAUCAAAAUCUAAUCAAAAAUGUGUCAACAACUUUUUUUUAUGAAGUUUCUUUGCUAUAUUUUGCUUCCAAAUGAGUUGAAAUGAAUAGGGUUAGCAUAAAAUGAGCAUCAGUAUCAUAAGGUCUUUGGAAGUGAAGAAAAAAGUAUGACAGAACUUAAUUUUCUUCUUCCCAUGAUCUUCAGGAAAUUUAAAUGAUCAACUUCCUGUUGAACAUGUGACUUGUGGAGUAGACCAAAUAUUUCAUAGGGGUGAAUGUGUUCAGGUACCAGGGUGGAGUGAAUGUUGUAGGAGUAAAAUGCAAAAUUUUCAUAAACUAUCAUGGAAAACUAUGUUUCAAGCGUGAGAUGUUAAAUGGAUUCACGCAUUACUGCAAAAAUAAUAUGAUUUCUAAAGUAUUUUAAUGUUAUCGAGAUUAUAUUUCAAGGUAAAGUGUAGUAAUAGUGGGUUUGGGUUUGUUGUUUGUUGUGAAGGACACUUUAGCGAUGUUACUUUAUGUUACUUUAGCUAUAAAAUGUCUUUUACCUAACGUACAUAUUUAAUUCUAUGUAAUAUCACUAGCACACGAAUGGCACCCCAAUCAUGGAGUCACCCUUCAGCUUAGCGAAGCAGUGCAGGAGAAGUGAAACAGAAAUUAGCAAAGCAAGACACUGUCUAGACGGUGUCUAAAGUUACUUUUACAUGUCUGCUUAUUCUUUUCACUUCUAUUCCUCUGAUAUAGAGAGCAUUAUUUAUAUUUUUGCCCUUUAAACAGAUUUACAAAUUUGUAUCUAGUCUAGAUCGUUUGGUUAUGUAUGCUACUAUGCUAUGUAGUGUCUCAGAAUAGUAUGCUAUGUAGUACUGUUUAGUACUGUAGUAUGGGAUUUCAGACAAUAAGACAACUGAGACAUUUUAUUUUCUGUAAUACUUAAGAUGUGUGUCGGCUGUUAGAUGUCGGCUUUGCCACACGUUCAAACACUGGUGCUAAUUUUGUACCCUAACAAACUUCACUUGGCCUAGUAAAGUUACCCAAGGACAAGUCAUCGAAGGCAUGUAGGAGUGCAGACUUAAGAAGAAUCCAUCCUGAACCAAUUAUAUAUUCAUUCUGUAUUGAUGUUUUACUUUACUUUGGUCUAUUAACAGAGAGCGACAUUACCCACAAUGCUGUUUGACUAACAAGUGGCACCAGUUGGAUUUAGCCCUCACCUUUUCUCUCUACCCAAAGAGAGUGAUGCGGCGGUGCUUUAGUAAUUUAGUCUGUCCAGCUCGUUUAUCACCUCAUUCUCCAGAUCAGCUUCCAAAUCUUCAGCUUUCAUAUUAACACACUGCUAAUUUUCUCUUAUAAAACGACAACGCGCCAGCAAUGUUCACACAAAAAUACACCACCAAACCUACAAAUUAGGCUCAGAAUUACAAAUUAUUACAAAUAUUUCAACAUAAAUAUAUGGAAUAUGUUUCGGGGUGGACUUUUCCUUUGUUUCAUUGUACUGCCAAGUUAGAACCUCGGAAGGAACUUUGAAGGAACGUAUGUUUCACGCACAAUAAACGAACUUACGUUCCCUGUGAUAAACGGACAGCCUUAAAAUUUGAUCUCCACACUCUAACCUGUUCAGACUUUACAAGUGAUAGAGAGACGAAUUGAGAAUGAAUGGAAGAAAUGAUUUCUCUGAAUAAUUGGAAGUGUUCUGAUAAUUUCGAAAUUUCUGGAAGGUUCAGACGUGUUUCGAUCUGUGCGUUAUCAGCUGUACAGACUGGUAUGAUCAGUCACUUGUGGCAUUUGUGACUUUGUGUCUUCUUUUGUGUAAUUUUAGUGAUUGCGUAAACCAGGCUUGGUUCAAGUGGUGCUGUUAAAAUGGGAACAGAUUGAAAAAUGCUCACACGGUCGUAUCUGAUGUACACAUUUAAUACAGAAAUAUGGGUUUUGACUUAUGACAGAAAAUUGCACACUAUUUCCACUGUGAUAAUAUAACUUUUAGCAAUGAAUGACAUUUUUAUUUAACAGCAAAAUGCUCACUGACCUAUGCAAAGAAUAUUAUGUUCUCAGUAAUGUAGCACAUAAAUAUAGUGCUCAGUGCUCACGGACAAUCUGUUUAACGUUGAAGAUGUUAAACGUCAGAUAUGUGUGAAGUAUUAAUUUCAAAUUAGAUCAUAUACUGUGUAUUUUAGUAUUAAAAAUGAGAUUUUAUUAGAUUACUUAUGAGUAAAUUGUUUUUAAUGAACUGUAUGUAUCAGCUGCUGUCUGUUGUUUCCCCUUUUUGUUUUGGAUUGCACAUAUUUAACAAGAAAAAAAAUGAGAAUAAAUAUUUCAUAUUUUGA
Molecule: messenger RNA, 6592 nt
Organism: Pangasianodon hypophthalmus (striped catfish)
Lineage: Eukaryota; Metazoa; Chordata; Actinopteri; Siluriformes; Pangasiidae
Gene: aspa
Product: aspartoacylase
Exons: 6
Coding region: 2236-3177 (313 amino acids)
Molecular function (GO): hydrolase activity, acting on carbon-nitrogen (but not peptide) bonds, in linear amides; hydrolase activity, acting on ester bonds
Source: RefSeq, a predicted model, not a curated record